Molecule: messenger RNA, 3015 nt
Organism: Pestalotiopsis fici W106-1
Lineage: Eukaryota; Fungi; Ascomycota; Sordariomycetes; Amphisphaeriales; Sporocadaceae
Exons: 6
Coding region: 1-3015 (1004 amino acids)
Biological process (GO): protein import into nucleus
Cellular component (GO): nuclear membrane; cytoplasm
Source: RefSeq, a predicted model, not a curated record
AUGGAUCCAAUCCCUACUCCUAGUAACCUCGAUGAGGUCGAACACCUGGUCAAUAGACUCUAUGAGCAAAAUGCAUCCUCGACGAUAGCUCAAAUCCAAGAGGUCCUGCAAAAACUCCAAAAAUCACCCGAAGGCUGGCAAAUUGCUGAAGGUUUACUUUCCCGUCAAGCCGACAAUGUCAGGUUUUUUGGUGCCUUGACCUUCAUAGUCAAGUUGAAUACCGAUACACUCGAGGACGAAGAUGCCCGUUCAGCCCUGAUUAAGCUCAUCGACUGGCUACUGAAAUGUUUGGAGGUCGGCGCUGGAGCCAUUGUUAUCAGAAAGCUCUGUUCGGCCCUCGUCACCCACUUUAUCCAUUUUUCCCAUGUAUGGCCCUUGUGUCUACGUCACGUACUGCUCUGCCUACAGAACAACCAAAGUGAUUUCGCCCGACUCCAAGGCCCCGUUCAAGAUGCGGUUGCGAGGUUGACACCACAGAAGUCUGUGGCGCUUGUUUGGUUUGCCACAGCGCUGGCAGAGGAGGCGGAAAAGACUGAUCCCAAGUCUACCAAAUACAUCAGCCUGCAUGAGCGAAUGCUGAGAAAUGCAGGAGAUCUCUCAUCACUGCUGACGUGCCUGGUUGUUGGUCAGUCUGAUACCCAGACCAAACAAGAGUCUAUACGCUGCUUCCAAGCAUGGCUACUGUACGCUCAGCGAGUCCCCAAUGAGGAAAUGACAUCAAAUCUGCGGCCAAUGCUUCAGCCCACGAUCAAGUGUAUUGUAGACACUGAUUUGUACGAACCGGCCAUCGAGGUGCUCACAGACACCCUUGGGAACUGGCAGACCUUCUGCAAGCAAGAUGAUUACGACUUAUUGUAUUCCCUGUUCGAGAGUUCAUGGUCGCAGGAGAAGUACCAGAACUUGCUCCAAGGUGACUUUGAUUUCGACUCUGUCCAAUUCGGUCUGCUCAUGGUCGCCUUUGGUGAUGCUCAAAUCACCGAGCUUAUGGACAAGUCCAACCCAAGAUCACAGCAGUAUCUAGCCGCGAUCGUAGGCUUGCUCACGGCAGAUGGCCACCCUGUUGCCGAGGACAAAAUAUUUGUACCGGCGCUCGAGUUUUGGUCCCAGUUUGUCGAGAAUAUGGUGGAUAAUAUGUACUCAGAGCCGCAAGAAAGCGUAGAUUGGAAUGUUCCUCCCCUGUCGUACUUGACACAGGUCGUAUCCCAUUGCUGGAAGAAGAUACAAUAUCCGGCCCUGGAUGUGUACAAUUCAUGGGACUCCACGGAGCGUGUUGGGUUUGGUGACGCCCGUAAGGACGUAUCUGACCUUCUGCAGUCUGUCUUCACCAUUUCCGGACAACCACUCAUAUCCUUAUUUGUGGACUUGACAUUGCAGGGAGUUUCUGCAACCGCAUGGGCUGAACUUGAAGCUGCUGCCUUCUGUCUAGGCUCUCUUUCCGAUUGCGUCUCAGAUUCUACCAGCUGUGAUGAAAUUCUAAGCAAGGUGUUUGGCUCUCAGCUUUUUGAUCUCCUCCGCCAAGGCCAUUCCGUGGUGCCCGUGAGAGCCAGACAAACCUGCCUGUCUUUGAUUGAAAGAUAUUCGGACUACUUUGCACGCCACUCCGAGUACCUCCCGGCUGCGCUGAACCUCUUGUUCAGUGCCGUGGGUGAUCUACCAUUGGCAGGUCCCUCAUCCAAAUCCAUAUAUAAGCUGUGCUCAUCCUGCCGAUCAGUGCUCACGUCCGAAGUUGAUGCUUUCCUUGGCCAAUAUGAAUCUCUCAGAAACAGUCAGACCUUGGAUUCAUUGGCGGAAGAGCGAAUCGUUGGGGCUAUUGCAUCAAUCAUUCAAGCUUUACCUGAGGAUGGAUCCCGAGCACACGCUUUUAGCCGGCUCCUCGUGCUUGUUGCUGUGGAUGUAGAGAAGGCUUUGCAACUCAAAAGCUACAAUGCAGAGCUGGACCCGAAUGACCCGGCGGUCGCUCGAGCAUUCGAUGCGGCUCAACGCCCAGCAGCUCCCGUUACGGCAUAUGAAGUCGCGCUGCAAAUCGCCAUCAGAGCACUUCGAUGCCUUUUGGGGAGCGCUAAAGGCCUUCAAUCUCCAACAGAAUCAUAUGUCGAUCUUGAUGACGAGCAAACUUCAUCUUUGCCUUCUUCCUCUUCGCCAGAACUUGCGCAGAUACAGCAGGAUAUUAUUGGAAUCUUGGCCCGUCUUAAGGACGAGUUCGGCAAUAGCACCGAAGUCUUAGACGUAAUCUGUUCGAUUCUGAAGGCGGGGUUCUCAGAAACGGAUGCCGGACCUUUCGUAUUUCCGCCACAGACCGUAGUGGAGUUCAUCACAAGUUCAUGGAAUCACCGCGUGGCCUCCGCUAUUAGUACAGCCUGUGUCUUUGUAACAUCUCUUUCCAAUGGGUCCAGCAAGUCACAGGUUCCGCAGAUCAUUGCUCACUUGCUCCCGUGGGUUGUUGGACUCUUGUAUCAGCUUCAAGAACCUGAAAACGAGCCCGAAUUAGCUCAGUAUGGUAUAGAGUUUUCCCAGAAAGCAAUGACCAAAGCACCGGAUGUCUUUCUCCAGCUCCAACCUACAAGCUUACUGGAGUAUUUGUUCAUGUUCGCAAUUAAAUUACUAAAUGGGAACGAACCUCUACCGAAGGCCGCAGCGGCAGAAUUUUGGACCACAUUUAUUACACUCAAGUCGCCCACCGAGGAUACGCAAGCAGGAAUCAACAGUGCCAUUGUACAUCUGGGGCCUAUCCUGGCGCAUACGCUCAUUCAGAACAUUGGAGGCAAAGCCGCUCGGAGUGAACUCGAUAAGCUUAGCGAUCCACUCAAGAAACUCGUCGUCCAACAUGCGCAUGCCAAGCAAUGGUUAGAGACUGCCCUAAACGAUGCCUCGUUCCCUAGUGAUAAGGUUUCACAUGAUGAGAAAGCUCUGUUCUUGAAGAAAGUCAUUAGUCUGAGAGGAGGCCGGGCGACGAACCAAGUUGUCCGAGAGUUUUGGCUCGCUUGUCGAGGAUCGAACUUCGCAUAUACAUCUUGA